GUUAUCACUGCCAAAAGAAUCUUCCAGCCCUGACCUGGCUUGCCACAGAAUCAUUCCAUGAGGGAUUCAACAGGCACUUUGUUUGCUUAUGAUUGUGUUACCUUCAGUUGGUCCUUCUGGGAUUAGGAUGACAAUUUUUACAAGAUUUUAAAGCAAGAUUAUCAAGUCUCUCUACUUCAAGUCUUUCAUUAAGUGAUUAUUAAGACCUGGCAAUAGCCUCCUGUUUUAUAUAGGCUCUGGAGAUAAUCAUCUUUGUCAAGAGAAGUUGGAGCAGCCAAAACCACCGGAAAUUGGAAUCCAUGAUGCGGUGGCUCUAUUGGCAUGUGCCAGCAAAGUUGAGUCUGGGAUUUCUGUGUCUCUUUCUGGUUUGGAACAUAGCUUCAUGCAUAAGAAGAGAAAACAAGAGAGAGAAGCAAGAAGCAGUGCUGGCUACUGCAGAGUUGCCUGCAAAGUCCGUGGAUCUGGCUGCUGUUAACCUGACCGAGCUGGUGAAUGGGAUGCUGAGCACGACACUCAGAGGUACCAAAAAGCUCUUCUCCUUGCUGAGUGUCACGUCCUACAGCUCGUUUGCCUUCCACAAAGUGUCAGUCACCAUUUAUAACAUUUCUGGCCUGAAAAAUGUUGACCCUGGCAAGUUCCCUAUGCAUUACUGCUACUGUUUAAACAAUGUGACAAAUGACUUGACAGAUUUCACUGCUUUACUUGUUGAUAUUAUUGGAAACUCAACCAGUUAUCUCACAGAAAUUUUCAAAUCUACUUCUAUUCUCUCAGUGCGUCAGAGCAAUGAUUCAGACUGUAUCUACAUCUGUGUGAUGACAGGUCAAACAGGGAGAAAUCUGUCUGACUUUUGGGAAAUACUAGAGAAAUCUCCUGUUAUUAAUUACACAUUUUCCAGUAACACAUCUUCUGACCUGGAUUUAGAUUCUGUUUUUUCAAGUUUCAUGAUAUCACAGGAAGACUCAAACAAAACUGUGGAUCCAUCAGCAGAACAUCCAUGGACAUUUAAAAGUACCAGCACUCCCCUUGCCCUGAAAGAAGAGGACAGUCCCAACACGAGGCCCCCACCAUGGGCAAAGAUGGUUAGUGCGAAGGCAUCGGGGUUUCCACCACUGCAUGUAGACACUUCAAGACCACGAGGCACAGCUGGAGUCCCUCCUGCUUCUGAGGGGACCUUAGUCACAUCACCAGCCUUGCAACCCAGCCCUGCUGAUGCGAACAUGCUUUGGGUGCAGACUGUGCCUCCUCAAGAUGCCAACAGUCAGAUACAAACAGAGCAAGAUUUGCCUUCUUCAGUUCUGUCUACUCCACCCUACCGACCUGGCCUGAUACUGAAGCUUCAUUCGGCUGCUCGGUGCCCACAGGCAAUACUCAAAGACCCAUACGUGACUUCACCGCCUGUCACCAUCAUGCUGCAGAAGAUCAAUCCCUGUCUGAUGGAGCUCUGCAGAUUUUUUCAGUUGUGCCUCUGUGUUGGCCAAAGAAGACAUUCCAUAAAGGAUGCCAUGAGGUACUGUGUUGAAUACUAUUCCUGGUUUUUGAAAAAUGCAAGUUAUGUCUGUGAAAGAGUGAAAAGAAUUGCUUACUCCCACACAUUAAAACAGAAAUGCCUUAAGAACAUCUGUAAAUCAAUCUAGAUCACUGAGGAAUUUUACUGCAGUUUGGGGAACGGUGGCAGUUUUAGUAGUCUUUUUCACUUCAGUGCAAGAAAAAUCAGAUUGACAUAGGUUAUUUGCAAAUAUGUGUAACAAGACAAGUUAUUAACCAGAUAUUAACAUAGAAAUCUGUCUUCCUCCAAAGCAAUGUGAAAAUGGUGUGGACAAACAGGUGCAUUUUUUACAGGUGUUGUACAUGCAAUAAAUAAAAAAAUAAAUAAAAUUGGAAGGCUUUGUAAAAUUGAAUUUUAUAAGGAUUCUUAUAUGGUGCAUGUAAUAUCUUUUGCUAGAAUAAUUAACAUAAUGUAAUCAAAGUGAACAAAUACGGAAAAUUGAAAAACAACCUGAAGUAUGAAAUAUUUCUGGAAGUCCCGAUUCCAAAUCAAGUGUCUCCCAUUACUUUAGUAACUCAUUUAGUUCAGAGCUCUACUAAGGAGAUAUUCACAUCUCACUCUGCGACACAUCUGUGUGAGCUUAUAUGUAUCUUGCUUGUAUGUACCUCUGUUGAACUAGAAGAUAAUCCUAAAAAAUGAAACAACAAUCAAACAAAUUACACAAUCCUAUAUUCUGCUUCACUGCAGCAACACGAUUCCUCAGUCAGCUCUAAGUAAAUGAUCAAGCCAUUAAAACUUCCAACAAAAGAAGAGUGUUUGCAGUGCAGAUGUUAUGCAUUGGUGUUUCAAUGAAGGUAUCUGUGUGUUCAACGUAUGUGUAUGUUAUUUGUUACAUUCAUUCCUAGCAUUACAUUUUUGGGAACUGAGGAAGAAGGACAUGCAAAGAUGAACAUAAGAGAGGAGGGAGAAAAUGAUUUUGAUUUUCUGUUUUCAGGCUUUAAUUGAAAGAAAAUAUCAAAAGAAAAAUAUUUGCAUAAAAAGUUGGAAAAGUUUUUUCUAUUUUUACAUGUUUGGCUUGUAUUGUUGUUCUCCAUGCUAUUGGAGGCUUUUGCAUUUGUAAGAAAUGAUUAGCUUCUGUAUUUCUCCUGAAAGAAAUGUGAGUCUUGAGACAGUGUUAACCUCCGUAGUAUGGUAAGCCUGAAUCAUGUCUGACAAUGUGUGUAGGUUACAGCUAUCUCCACUUUAAGAUCAUGGAAAGGGUUGAGAACUAAUGCUUGGUGUUCAUGGAGAGAGAAUUAGAAGGUGCCACGUAGCAGUGUCUGCCACUAUCUUGUGAAAAGAGCUAAUAUCACAUAUCCUGAAGGACAAUUUUCUUGUCACAAUUGUUCAAGACUUACUGCUUGAUUUGCCCCCAAGGAAAAUAAAAAAUAAUGGUUGAAAAAAAAGAAAAGA
Messenger RNA from Meleagris gallopavo (turkey), 2938 nucleotides. The record is from RefSeq and is a predicted model, not a curated record. Lineage: Eukaryota; Metazoa; Chordata; Aves; Galliformes; Phasianidae.